Molecule: messenger RNA, 954 nt
Organism: Equus caballus (horse)
Lineage: Eukaryota; Metazoa; Chordata; Mammalia; Perissodactyla; Equidae
Source: RefSeq, a predicted model, not a curated record
AGAUUCAUCAACAAUAUGGAUCCCAGAAAUGAAACACAUGUUUCACAUUUCCUUCUCAUGGAAGUGACAGAGGAUCCAGAACUGCAGUCCCUCCUUUCCAGCCUGUUCUUGUCCAUGUACCUGGUCACUAUUUUGGGGAACCUGCUCAUCAUCCUGGCUGUCUGUUCUGACUCCCAUCUGCACACCCCCAUGUACUUCUUUGUCUCCAAUCUGUCUGUUAACGACAUCUGUUUAAGCACAACCACGAUCCCAAAGAUGCUGGUGAACAUCCAAACACAGAAUCAGAGCAUCACUUAUGCAGGCUGCCUGACACAGAUCUGCUUUGUCCUGGUGUUUGCAGGUUUGGAAAGUUGUCUUCUUGCCGUAAUGGCCUAUGACCGCUACGUGGCCAUUUGCCACCCCCUGAGGUACACAAUCAUCAUGAACUCUCGCUUCUGUGGACUGCUGAUUCUACUCCCUCUGUUUAUUAUCAUUCUGGAUGCCCUGCUCCACAGUCUGAUGGUGUUGCAACUGUCCUUCUGCACAGACCUGGAGAUUCCCCUCUUCUUCUGUGAAGUUGUUCAGCUCAUCAAGAUUGCAUGUUCUGAUACCCUCACCAAUAACAUCCUGAUAUAUUUUGCAACCAGUGUAUUUGGUGGUAUUCCUGUGUGUGGAAUCAUCUUCUCUUAUACUCGAAUAGUAUCCUCUGUUUUGAAAAUGUCAUCAGCAGGUGGAAAGUAUAAAGCUUUCUCUACCUGUGGGUCUCACCUCUCAGUAGUGUCUUUAUUCUAUGGGACAGGCUUUGGAGUUUACAUUAGUUCUGCUCUCACUAACUCUUCUAGAAGCACUGCAGUGGUUUCAAUGAUGUACACUGUUGUCCCUCAAAUGAUGAACCCUUUCAUCUAUAGCCUGAGGAACAGGGACGUGAAGGGAGCCUUGAGAAAACUCAUCAAUAGGACACCUUCUCUUCAGUGA